Molecule: messenger RNA, 1368 nt
Organism: Oryza sativa Japonica Group (Japanese rice)
Lineage: Eukaryota; Viridiplantae; Streptophyta; Magnoliopsida; Poales; Poaceae
Product: probable carboxylesterase 18
Molecular function (GO): hydrolase activity
Source: RefSeq, a predicted model, not a curated record
CGAAUGAUCAAAAGUUAUGUAAAAAACACAAAACGACAAGUAUUUUUGGACGGAGGUAGUAUCUAAACAUCCUAUGUGACCUAGGAGUAUGUGACUGGGACGGACAACAGUGUACAACCUUUCGUUGAACAACAGAGACGUACACGUACGCAAUGUUGCACGGGUCACAGAUAUAAAAUGCACACGCUACAACGCAGCGGAUGUACUCAUUGCGUUGGUGCACUGCACGCAUGCAGCGAGAGAUGCCCGCCGACGCUGACAUGACGCGCCGCCGCCGCUCGCCGUCGCUACCGUGCGCGGUGCGCGUGCAGGCGGCCGGCUUCGCGCUCGGGCACCGCCGGGACGGCAGCGUCCGGCGCCUCGUCUUCUCCCUCUUGGACAUCCACGUCAGGGCCAAGCGCCGCGCCGGCGUCCGCUCCGUCGACGUCACCAUCGACGCCUCACGCGGCCUCUGGGCGCGCGUCUUCUCCCCGCCGCCGACGAAGGGAGAGGCGGCGCAGGCGCUCCCGGUCGUCGUCUUCUUCCACGGCGGCGGCUUCGUGCUCUUCUCCGCCGCCUCCUGCUACUACGACAGGCUCUGCCGCCGCAUCUGCCGCGAGCUCCGCGCCGUGGUGGUGUCCGUCAACUACCGCCUCGCCGGCCCCGCGCGCCGCUUCCCCGCCGCCUACGACGACGGCCUCGCCGCGCUCCGCUACCUCGACGCCAACGGCCUCGCGGAGGCCGCCGGCGUCGCCGCCGUCGACCUCUCCAGCUGCUUCCUCGCCGGCGACAGCGCAGGGGGCAACAUGGUGCACCACGUGGCCCAGCGCUGGGCGGCGGCGUCCGCCGCCUCACCGUCGUCGUCGACGACGCUCCGGCUCGCCGGCGCCGUGCUGAUCCAGCCAUUCUUCGGCGGCGAGGAGCGGACGGAGGAGGAGCUGGAGCUCGACAAGGCGGCGCUCACGCUGUCGCUAGCGAGGACGGACUACUACUGGCGGGAGUUCCUGCCGGAGGGCGCCACACGGGACCACCCGGCGGCGCACGUGUGCGGCGGCGGCGAGCACGACGUCGAGGUGGCGGAGGCGUUCCCGGCGGCGAUGGUGGCGAUCGGAGGGUUCGACCUGCUCAAGGGGUGGCAGGCGAGGUACGUGGAGGCGCUGCGCGGGAAGGGGAAGGCGGUGCGGGUGGUGGAGUACCCGGGCGCCAUCCAUGGCUUCUGCUUGUUCCCGGAGCUCGCCGACUCCGGCGAGUUCGUGGAGGAGAUGAAGCUGUUCGUCCAGGAGCAUAGAACCAAGCGUGUGCAGUAGAUGGCUUGUUGGCCCAACGCUGUAAUUGAUCCAGUGAUUAUGAUGAUUCCAGCAGAAUUUACGAGAUUAUUUUUCGAUUACA